Molecule: messenger RNA, 1551 nt
Organism: Vanessa atalanta (red admiral)
Lineage: Eukaryota; Metazoa; Arthropoda; Insecta; Lepidoptera; Nymphalidae
Product: retinol dehydrogenase 12-like
Exons: 5
Coding region: 463-1425 (320 amino acids)
Source: RefSeq, a predicted model, not a curated record
UAGAUUAGUUUCGAUAUAUCGGACACAUACCUAAUUCUUUCUGAUGUUUUCCACCGCAUAAAAGUUUUGAUUUAAAUAUUUCGUAUUAAUUUAUACUAUAUAAUUUUCAUAAUAAGUUGUGAAUGUAUAAUAUUUGGAAGCCGCCACCAUAGCUAUGAAAUGGCAACAUCACAACCUGUUAUACAGUUAAGAUAACAGUAAAUAGAAAUAUUUUUAUUUGCUUUAAGCCUUUAACUACGACUACCAAAUUACUAAUGACCAUUAUACCGAGUAUACUAUAUACUAAGUGAUUAUAUACUCUUUGUAACAUAAAUACUCUAUACCUAUAUAGUCAGAUCGUACCGUACUGUACUUUUAUUAGAACAUCUAAAAGUUUUGAAUAAACUUUUAUAUUUGUUUAAAUAUAUAAAAUAAGUUUGAAGAAAACUUUAAUAUAUUUUAUAAAGUUAUACAUUUUUAACAAUGCCUAUUUUUAGUGGACGUUGUUACAGUAACGUUAAACUAGCCGGAAAAACAGCCGUAGUUACAGGUUGUAAUACUGGUAUUGGAAAAGAAACUGUAUUGGAUUUUUAUAAACGAGGUGCUAGAGUUAUUAUGGCAUGUAGGAGUCAGGAAAAAGCAGAAGCCACGAAGGUUGAAAUUGAACAAAGAUGUAAGGAUUUGUCUGAAAAGGGUGAUUUAAUAAUAGAAAAAUGUGACUUGUCAUCCCUGAAUUCAGUUAGACAAUUUUCAAAGAAAAUUUUGGACAGCGAGGCACAGAUAAACAUUCUGGUGAAUAAUGCAGGAGUUAUGAUGUGUCCAAAGGGAUACACAGAAGACGGGUUUGAAACACAAUUUGGUACCAAUCACUUGGCACAUUUUUUGCUAACAAUGUUGCUUAUACCGCGUAUAAGAAAUAGCACACCGGCAAGAAUUGUAACUGUUUCUUCCAAAGCUCAUACUAGAUAUGGAAUUAAUUUUGAUGAUUUGAACUAUGAAAAAAGACAAUACAGUGCAGCAGAGGCAUAUUCACAAAGCAAACUUGCAAAUGUAUUGUUUUCUAGAGAACUAGCAGCUAAAUUAAAGGAGAAUAAUAUAAUGGGAAUAAACACAUACAGCCUACAUCCUGGAGUAAUAAGAACAGAACUAGGUCGUCAUUUAGAUGAGGUUUUGUUCAAGGGAUCAAGAAGAAUGAUAGGCUUUGUAUUAUAUCCUUUCAUGAAGACUCCUGAGCAAGGUGCUCAGACAACUAUUUAUUGCUCUGUAGAUGAAAAAUGUGCUAAUGAAACUGGUUUAUAUUACAGUGAUUGUGUAGUCACAAAUCCAGACAGAAAAGCACUCAAUGAUGAACAUGCCAAAAUGUUGUGGGAGAAGUCUAUGGAACUUGUUAAGUUAAAUGAUUACAAUCCUUUUACAGCAAGUGACCCUGGAAUAACCAGAAAAUAAUUAUUUUAUUAUGUACUAGAAAUAUAUAACAUUAUCUUUUACAUAAUCCAAAAAUCAUAAGAAGCAACAAAGCAUUUAUACUAAUUUCUUUAUAUUAUUUAAUAUUAAUAAUAUUAUAAAACUAAC